Biomphalaria glabrata is the source of this 559-nucleotide messenger RNA. RefSeq lists its product as uncharacterized. NCBI's taxonomy places the organism in Eukaryota, Metazoa, Mollusca, Gastropoda, Planorbidae. The coding region runs from base 109 to 438 and encodes 109 amino acids. The transcript is spliced from 5 exons. The record is from RefSeq and is a predicted model, not a curated record.
AUUGAAGACAUGUUCUAAGCCUUAUAAAAACCUAAACAAAAACCUUAAAACUGAAACGAAGUCGAUUUCACAUUUUCAGUGAAGGGUCAUUAAACUCAUAGCGACAUAAUGUUGAAUGUUUUUAUAUUCGUUGUAAUUGCUAUGGCAAUAGCCAAUGGUCAGCACAUAUGUCCAGUGUGUACGAAUCCCAAUGAUUAUAAAUCUUGUACCGGAACCAGGGAAUGCCAUUACACGCACGAGAUAUGUAUGGUUAGAAUCGACACUCAGUUAAACAACAGAAUCGAAUACUUUUGCACAAAUUAUGACGUGUGCCAGAUCUACGCCUCUGUAGGCUGUGACCCAUCCCAUGGUCAGACUUGCUACUACUGCUGUACCGAUGUCGCUUCAUGCAGAGGUCAAAGAGAAGCUUUAUUUAUGGGUAUUCUAGCUGGUAGAUGAAAGCCAUGCACUUCACUGACCUUAUAUUGUCAUGGUGACAAUCACAAGUAGAUCUACAAGAACAAAGUUACCGCUAAAAAUAAAAUUGUAAAAUAUAAUGGAAUAAACAGAUCGUUUAUUU